UCACCUAUUAAACCCAAAUGCAACAAGAGAGAGUGUGAGAGAGAGGGGAAAAAAAAUGGCACCGCCGUCUUACUGUGUGAAUGAGGGUAAAGCAUGUGUGGGUUGGGUUCAGAAAUACUUUAGUGACUGUCUGUGCAACCUGAGUGAUGAAAUCUCGUUCGGCUUCGGUUUCAUCAGUUUAAUAUGUUGGGGAGUUGCAGAAAUUCCACAGAUAUUCACUAACUUCCAAGCUAAGUCCAGCCAUGGUGUUUCUCUUACAUUUCUCCUCACUUGGGUUGCAGGCGACGUUUUCAACCUGGUGGGUUGCCUCCUGGAGCCGGCUACGUUGCCGACCCAGUACUACACAGCUCUGCUUUACACAAUCACUACGAUCGUGUUAGUAUUGCAAAGCUUCUAUUAUGACUACAUUUAUAAAUGGCGCAAGCGUCGUCAGAAGAUUAACAUUGAAGAGGUUUUUGAAGAAGAGAGCAAACCUUUGAGACCAAAGCCAGGCUCUAACUUAGGGGUUCCAAUACAAAAUGGCACACACAAGGCAGUUCCUCGACGGGAGUAUUACUAUGCGUCAGCGAGAUCAAUGAUUGGUAGUGCCACUCCACCAUGUCAUGCCUACAUUAGAGCUGCUAAAAGUGGCCCUUCAGCCAUGAAUUUGAACUUUGAUUCAUCUUCUGAUGAUGAUGAAUCUCCUCCACUUCCUUCUACACAGCCUAGACCUAUCCCUCGUUCUCUGGGAAGCUAUGGAACUUUUCUAGCAACAGCAGUUAACUUUCCCUUGACGGGGAGUGCUUUAUGCAUAAGAUUGAGUGGAAGAAAACUACUCCUUCAGGAGCAUGACAUGCACAGUGCUUUGGGUCAAUGGUUGGGAUGGCUCAUGGCUGCUAUCUAUACGGGUGGUCGCCUCCCUCAAAUAUGGUUGAAUAUCAAAAGAGGGAGUGUAGAGGGAUUGAAUCCUCUCAUGUUCAUCUUUGCACUAAUUGCCAAUGCCACUUACGUUGGAAGUAUUCUUGUACGAACUACAGAAUGGGAAAGCAUCAAAGCGAAUAUGCCAUGGUUGCUAGAUGCCAUAGUUUGCGUGGCAUUGGACCUAUUUAUAAUAUUACAGUACAUCAACUACAGAUAUAUACGGAAGAAACCAACAAGUGCUGAUGAUGGCAAAUAUGAAAACUACAAAGAAGACAGAAAAAGUGUCGUGUAUUGAUAAGUGUUAAUUAAUUUGCUACUAGAUAUUGAUCUGCAGUACUAAUUAGGAAAUUAUGAUCAAUUUUAUGAAUCAUGAACCGUUAAUGCAUGAUUCUUAUAAUACUAAUCAAAAGGUGAAUUUCACCUUC
Messenger RNA from Lotus japonicus, 1325 nucleotides. Its product is annotated as probable vacuolar amino acid transporter YPQ1. The transcript is spliced from 12 exons. NCBI's taxonomy places the organism in Eukaryota, Viridiplantae, Streptophyta, Magnoliopsida, Fabales, Fabaceae. Bases 56 to 1195 code for a protein of 379 amino acids. The record is from RefSeq and is a predicted model, not a curated record.